AUGAGCUUCUCGUACCGGACCUUCCCUGAGAGCACUGGCAAGAGGCUCGACAGGGAAUCCCUGCAGAGCCUCCACAACAAGCGGCUCUACCUGGCUGUGCUUGCCGCUGUUCUGGGGAACUUCAGCUUUGGCUUUGCCCUGGUUUACCCCUCACCCGUCAUUCCUGCCCUGGAAGCUCACCCCAGCCCCACGCUGAGGCUGGACCAGAACACAGCAUCCUGGUUUGGGUCGGUGUUCAUGCUGGGGGCUGCGGCGGGGGGGCUCAGCGCCAUGCUCCUCAACGACCUCCUGGGCCGCAAACUGAGCAUCAUGUUCUCGGCACUGCCCUCCGCCGUGGGAUACGCGCUGAUGGCUGGUGCCCAGGGGAUCGGGAUGCUGCUGCUGGGCCGCGUGCUCACAGGCUACGCUGGCGGCGUGACAUCUGCCUCCAUCCCGGUGUACAUCUCAGAGAUCUCCCACCCUGAGGUCCGAGGCACGCUGGGCGCUUGUCCUCAGAUGAUGGCAGUGCUGGGCUCCCUCGUCCUGUAUGCGCUGGGGCUGGUGCUGGACUGGCGCUGGCUGGCCAUCGCUGGGGAGGUGCCCGUGCUCGCCAUGAGUGUCCUGCUCUGCUUCAUGCCCAACUCGCCCCGGUUCCUGCUCUCCCAGGGGAAGGAGGACGAGGCGUUGUGGUCACUGUGCUGGCUGCGGGGUAAGGACACAGACUACACCAGGGAGUACGAGCAGAUCAAGGACAGCGUGAGGAAGCAGAGCCGGCGUGUUUCGUGUGCUGAGGUCAAGGACCCCUUCAUUUACAAGCCCAUCCUGAUCGCAGGGGGGAUGAGGUUCCUGCAGCAGCUCUCAGGUGUCACUUGCAUCCUUGUGUACCUGCAGCCAAUAUUCAAGAAAACUUCCGUCAUUCUGAAACCAGAGUACGAUGCAGCUCUUGUUGGAUUGGUACGUCUGUUCUCGGUGGCGAUUGCUGCUGUGUCAAUGGAUAAAGCUGGGAGGAAGAUUCUUCUUUUUGUAUCAGCUGGUGUCAUGUUGGUCUCCAACCUGACCAUGGGGCUCUACAUCCACUUCGUGCCAGCUACUCAGAAUAGCACCAUUGCCAACAAGAGCCUGGUGAGCUCUGCCAACCCUUUUGCUGAGCCGACAAACUAUAUCACCCUCAUCCCCCUUCUGGCAACCAUGUUCUUCAUAAUGGGUUAUGCCAUGGGCUGGGGCCCCAUUACUUGGCUGCUCAUGUCAGAGAUCCUCCCUCUGAAAGCCCGCGGGGUGGCCUCAGGCCUCUGUGUCGUCGUGAGCUGGCUGACAGCCUUCGCCCUGACCCAGUCCUUCCUCCUGGCCGUGAACACCUUUGGCCUUGAGGUGCCAUUCCUGUUCUUUGCUGUCAUCUGUGCCGGGAACAUCUUAUUCACAGGCUGCUGCAUUCCAGAAACCAAGGGCAAGUCCCUGGAACAAAUCGAGGCCUUCUUCAGGAGUGGCCGGAGGUUGUUGAUGAGGCCCAACAGACAGCCCCAGGGCACAGUGGAGUUAACAUGCACAAGUGCUGUCAACUUCAUGACUGAAUGGGACAUGGAAGAGUUGCAGCAGUAUCAGUGCACCUGGGGAUUCAAAUGGGACCACAAAGCGUUGGUGGCAGCGGGAGCUCUGCUUCCAGGGCAGAGGACGAAAAACAGGCUGCAGUCCCUGCUGCCACUGCUCACCAUAGCUGCUACCUGCUGUGGCUGCCAAGAGAGGAGGACACCAAACUUUGUCAAGCCAGUGGCCCAGAAGAAGACAAAGGGGCCAAAAGACAACACACUUUUCAGAAAUCUGAGAAAUGCUCUGAAGGCUGAAAGAGGAUUCUAUAGUUACAGCAUCCCCGUCACAGCAGCCGGGGCUCAGAGGGUUCAGAGACCCCCCCAGCGGAAUGAGGCAGCCCUUUGA
This is a messenger RNA of Nestor notabilis (Kea), 1908 nucleotides long. It is a transcript of the gene SLC2A6, whose product is annotated as solute carrier family 2 (facilitated glucose transporter), member 6. Gene Ontology annotation, molecular function: transmembrane transporter activity. Gene Ontology annotation, biological process: transmembrane transport. NCBI's taxonomy places the organism in Eukaryota, Metazoa, Chordata, Aves, Psittaciformes, Psittacidae. Gene Ontology annotation, cellular component: membrane. The transcript is spliced from 13 exons. The record is from RefSeq and is a predicted model, not a curated record. The coding region runs from base 1 to 1908 and encodes 635 amino acids.